Messenger RNA from Dinoponera quadriceps, 669 nucleotides. Its product is annotated as elongation of very long chain fatty acids protein AAEL008004-like. The record is from RefSeq and is a predicted model, not a curated record. The transcript has 4 exons. Bases 1 to 669 code for a protein of 222 amino acids. Gene Ontology annotation, biological process: very long-chain fatty acid biosynthetic process; fatty acid elongation, polyunsaturated fatty acid; fatty acid elongation, monounsaturated fatty acid. Gene Ontology annotation, cellular component: endoplasmic reticulum membrane. Lineage: Eukaryota; Metazoa; Arthropoda; Insecta; Hymenoptera; Formicidae. Gene Ontology annotation, molecular function: fatty acid elongase activity.
AUGGAUGUAAUCCUAAACAAGAUAAUUAAAGGAUAUACGUUCUUGAACGAGGAUUUAGCAGAUCCACGUACCAAAGCUUUGUUUCUGAUCGGCAAUUUAUGGUGUGUCCCGUCUCUGAGUAUAUUUUAUACAUAUUUCGUAAGCGUUCUUGGACCAAAAUUCAUGGAGAAAAGGCAACCUUACAAAUUGGACAUGAUACUGAAGAUAUAUAACGUUUUGCAAAUUAUAUGUAACUUAUACUUAGUUCAUUCGGUAAGUUAUGUUCGCUUUUCAGCCAUCUUACUUUAUGACAUCAGACGCGAGGAAACUCAAGUCCUGAAUUCUUGCAGAUUACUCAACGCAUUUGUCCACUCAGUAAUGUAUACCUACUAUAUGCUAUCGUCCAUGAAAAUAAACAUAUCGUGGAAAAAGCAUAUAACUCAACUGCAGAUGAUUCAGUUCCUCAUAUUAAUAUGGCACUACUCCAAAUUAUUGUGGACGGAUUGCGAUUACCCGUAUUGGAUAACCAUGGUAAUGACAGUGCAAAAUGUCGUCAUGUUUAUAUUAUUUGGGACAUUUUAUUACGAUACCUACGUUAAGGCAGCAAAUGUGCCGGCGUUACCGAAAAUAGAAGCGAACGACGUUCUUGUGGGAAAGCUCGUCUCGAAUGGCAAAUUAAAAGAACAAUAA